CGCUCAACUCUUUCCCCCUCCGGUCCGCCCCGGGACUUCUGGCAGGAGUCUACGCAAGUCCGACCACGUCUUUUUUCGUCUUCCCCCUCCAAGAUGGAGGCACUAGGAGGUUAUCCCACCAAGUCCUCCAACCCCAAAGCAAAAAAGUUAAGGGUGCUGCUGAGCAUGACAGUCUGUGUGGGGUGUUUGUUCCUCCUGCAGACCCAGCUGCUGAAACCCAGAAAACCGAAGGAUUUUUAUUCUUUUGAGGUGAAAGACGCGAAGGGGAGGACGGUUUCCCUGGAGAAGUAUCGAGGCAAAGCAUCGUUAGUUGUAAACGUGGCGAGUCACUGCGAGCAAACGGAGGCGAACUACAGGUCUCUGCAGGAGCUCCACAGGGAGCUGGGGACGUCUCACUUCAACGUCCUGGCCUUCCCGUGCGGACAGUUCGGGGACACUGAGCUCGGGUUUAGCAGAGACAUCGAGGCGUUCGCCAAGUCCACCUACGACGUCACAUUCCCCUUCUUUAGCAAGAUCAAAAUAAUGGGCACAGAGGCUGAACCUGCCUUCAAGUUCCUCACAGAUUCGGUACAGAAAACCCCAAAGUGGAACUUCUGGAAGUUCCUGGUGAACCCAGAGGGGAAGGUGGUGCGUUUCUGGCGAACAGACGAGUCCAUGGAAAGCGUCCGACAGGAGGCCACGGCGCUGGUGCGAGAAAUCAUCCUAAAGAAACGAGUGGAGCUAUGAUGGUGCUUACUGACAGAUUCUGGACAUAUUGCCGCGUUAUGCCUGUGUUUCCUGAGCCUUGACUGAGCCAGGAGUGACUGAACUGUUACCAGCGAGUGUUGUUGGAAGAUGUGUUGCUCUGGAAACUCUGAGCCACAGAGGCAGUAGUUGUCAUGAUGAGUGUGUAUUGUCUGUGUGUGCGUGGACCAUCCUGUGGUUAAUGGUGACAGAUUUGAUGAACAUUCCUUACAAUGACCACCUUUGAAGUGUUACCUUUUUAUUACAAAUGUUCAGUUUGCUUUGUUUUGUAUUGCUGCCAUAUGUCUCUCAAGUUUACAUUAAAAUCUUUUCAUUGAGAUGAAGCGUA
Messenger RNA from Melanotaenia boesemani (Boeseman's rainbowfish), 1072 nucleotides. It is a transcript of the gene gpx8, whose product is annotated as glutathione peroxidase 8 (putative). NCBI's taxonomy places the organism in Eukaryota, Metazoa, Chordata, Actinopteri, Atheriniformes, Melanotaeniidae. The record is from RefSeq and is a predicted model, not a curated record. Bases 94 to 726 code for a protein of 210 amino acids. Gene Ontology annotation, biological process: response to oxidative stress. The transcript has 3 exons. Gene Ontology annotation, molecular function: glutathione peroxidase activity.